CAUCUUUAUAACAAAGCACAAAUUCGACAUGGAUUGAAAACAUGACGUCACACAUUUGAUCACGUGAUUUAUGACGAGGAAGAAGCCACGCCCCAACAAAGAUGGCGAGCACGGAAGUGGAGCGUCGGCGUUGCAAGCUCGCCUCCAUGUCCAUCGCCGCCAUGGUCAUCCUCCUGGGGGUCCCUCUGUGGUGGCGGACCACCGCUACUUACCGCGCUUGGCUGCCCGUCAGCGAGAUCCAGGAGCUGGGUAACCUCCAGCUGCUCCUGAGCGCCGACGUGGAGGUUGUGUUCGCGCGGGGGACGCUGGUGGCGGAGCAGCAGAAGAAGAUCCCGCAGACACGGACACGCGUGGAGGAACACGCAAUAGACGGGGCCACCUCUGUGACGUACAAGUAUGAGACACGUUACCGCACAGCAACUGUCAUGGAGGAGGACGCCCUGAACAAGCCCACCGCCGCCGAGUCGGACCUGUCCCUGCACACGUUAAGCGAGAGUCCAUGCGGUUCUUUGGUGGUCUACGUGAUCCCAGGCUCCUCUUUGCUGCUGCCCCAGGACGCCGAGGUGUACGUCGGCCGGCGACGCACGGCUCUGCUGCGCGCCGACGCCCAGACCGGGGAGGCGAGGACGCUGGACCAGCUGUUGGCUCGGCUGGAGCCGCGGGUCAAGAAGGUGCUGCGGGUGAUGUCGUUCAGUCACGGCGACAUCACGGCCGCCCUCAGCGACCGCGUGCGUCUCAGCCCGGGAAGCCGACAGAGCAAAGCGGAAAGCAUGAGAGCCUUCAAGUCCAGCCCGGGUUAUGAAAUAACCUUCAGUCUGCUGAAUCCUGACCCCAAGUCGCACCGACUGUACUGGGACAUAGAGGGCGCCGUGCAGACCUACAUCCAACCGCUGCUCUCCAAACUGGCUCCUCUCGCCAACUUUAGCGUGGACUCUCAGACCUUGCACUACACCAUGCUGGGCGUCAACGCUCGCUUCGACAGCAGCCGCGCCGUCUACACGCUGAGCGCCGACAGCCUGGCGCACGUCAUCAACCCCGUGGAGGCUCGCCUGGGUUCCAAUGCUGCGUCUUCCAAUCCGGUGCUGAACUUCCUGCUCUACGUGCCCGACGCCCAACAUUCGCCGCUUCACAUCCUCGACCGCAAGAAAAGCAAAGUGGCGUCCAAUGCCUUCCACUCGCCACGCUGGGGAGGAAUCAUGGUUUACAACGUGGACAACAAGACGACACUUCCUGUGGACGUGGACAUCAACAUGGCCGACGUCAUGGGUGUCUUCCUCGCACAGCUCCGGCUGCUGCUGGGCGUGCAGCCCUUGGCGCCUCCCCCCGGCGUCCUGGUGUCCCCCCCCGGCCCGUGGGGCCUGGCCGACUGGGAGCUGGACCGCCUCAUGUGGAGCCGCAGCGUGGAGAACGUUGCCACGGCGACCACCGCCAUCACCUCGCUGGCGCAGCUGCUGGACCAGAUCGGCAACAUCGUCAUCAACGACAACAUCGCCCAGCAGGUGUCCAACGCCGUCACGUCGCUGCAGCUGGCGGUGGCCGAGAUGGAGGCGGGCAACCUGGUCUUCGCCCUGCAGUACAGCAAGGAGGCCAUCUUGGCGUCGGAGAGGGCUUUCUUCGACCCGUCGCUGCUGCACCUCCUCUACUUCCCCGACGACCAGAAGUUCGCCAUCUACAUCCCGCUCUUCCUGCCCGUCUGCGUCCCCAUCCUGCUGUCGCUGGUCAACGUCCUGGCCGAGGUAAGACAGGCGCGUCGGGACAAGCGGGACAAGAAAGACUGACUGGAGAAAUGAUCGGAUUGAAACAUGUUGAGGGUUUUUAUUUUAAUCCCGAAAAACAACCGCCUUGAGUUUGAUUUCAAGUAGUCAGAAAUGAUCAUCACUUUCUAAAUAGCUUUUUCAACAUAAAAAAUGAAAUAAAAUACAUUAUUUCAUUAAAGCCCGAAAUAAUUAUUUAAACAUACAUCAUGUUUUCAUAAAAACUCUUUAAAUAAUACAAAAACAUCAUUUUAAUAAACCCCCAAAAAUUGAUUGGAAUAAUAAAGACAAAGCAACAUUUAUCAUUUUACUAAAAUAACAUUUUAUUAAAACCCUAAACAAUGAUUUAAAUAAUAAAACAUCAUUUUUUUAAACCCCUAAAUAAUUAUCUGACAAAUAAAGACAAAGUAACAUUUAUAAAUUCACAAAUAACAUUUUAUUAGAAUCCUAAAUAAUGAUUUAAAUAAUAAGACAUGUUUUUUCAGACCCCUAAAUAAUUUUUUUUAAUAAAACAAAGCAACAGCGUCCAUAAUUUUACUAAAAUACAUGAUUUCUUGAACCUCAAAAUAAUUAUUAAAAAAACAUGCAGCAUGUUCGUAUAAAACCCCUAAAGAAUGCUUGAAAUAAUACAAAAACAACAUCAUUUUAAUAAACCCCUGUAUAAUUAUUUAAAUGAUAAAGACAAAAAAUUUAUAAUUUUACAAAGAUAACAUUUUAUUAAAACCCUAAACAAUGAUUUAAAUAAUAAAACAACAUUUUUUUAAACCCCUAAAUAAUUAUCUGACAAAUAAAGACAAAGUAACAUUUAUAAAUUCACAAAUAACAUUUUAUUAGAACCCUAAAUAAUGAUUUAAAUAAUAAGACAUGUUUUUUCAGACCCCUAAAUAAUUUUUUUUAAUAAAACAAAGCAACAGCGUCCAUAAUUUUACUAAAAUACAUGAUUUCUUGAACCUCAAAAUAAUUAUUUAAAAAAACAUGCAGCAUGUUCGUAUAAAACCCCUAAAGAAUGCUUUAAAUAAUACAAAAACAACAUAAUUUUAAUAAAAACCCUAAAUUAUUUAAUUAAUAAAGACAGAACAACAACAUUUAUAAUUUUACUAAAAUAACAUUUUAUUAAAACCCUAAACAAUAAUUUAAAUAAUAAAACAAUUGAAUUAAAUCCCUAAAAAAUUGUUAAAAUAAUAAAAACAAAGCAACAUCACUUUCCUAAAAUAAAAUACAUUAUUUCAUUCAACCCCUAAAGUAUUAUUUAAAAAAAACAUGCAUCAUGUUUUUUAUAAAACCCCUAAAGAAUGCUUUAAAUAAUACAAAAACAACAUAAUUUUAAUGAACCCCUGUAUAAUUAUUUAAAUGAUAAAGACAAAACAUUUAUAAUUUUACAAAGAUAAUUUUUUAUUAAAACCCUAAACAAUGAUUUAAAUAAUAAAACAACAUAAUUUUUUUAAACCCCUAAAUAAUUAUCUGACAAAUAAAGACAAAGUAACAUUUAUACAUUUACAAAUAACAUUUUAUUAAAACCCUAAACAAUGAUUUAAAUAAUAAAACGUCAUUUUUUGAACCCCUAAAUAAUUGUUUACAAAAACAAAGCAACAGCAUCCAUAAGUGUACUAAAAUAAUAUUCAUGAUUUCAUGAACCUGUAAAGAAUUAUUUAAAAAAAAUGAAUCAUGUUUUUAUAAAACCCCUAAAGAAUGCUUUAAAUAAUACAAAAAGAACAUAAUUUUAAUAAAACCCUAAAUUAUUUAAUUAAUAAAGACAAAGCAACAACAUAUAUAAUUUUACUAAAAUUCAAUUUUAUUAAUUUAAGAUUAUUAAAAUGAUUAAAAAAAACAUAAUUGUAUUAAACCCCUAAUUAUUUGAAUAAAAAACAUAGCAACAUCAUACAUAAUUUUACUAAAAUAAAAUACAGUAUUUUAUUAAAUACCUAUUUAUUAAACCCCUAAACAAUUAAAAAAAAACAUGCAUCAUGUUUUAUAGAACCCCUAAAAAAUGCUUUAAAUAAUACAAAAACAUAAUUUUAAUGAACCCCUAAAUAACUAUUUAAAUAAAAAGUGAUAAACACAAAAAAUUUCCAAUUUUACAAAAAUAAAAUUGUAUUAAAACCCUAAAUUAUUUAAAUAAUAAAAACAAUUCAAUUAAACCACUACAUAAAUAAUUAAAUAAAAUAACGGAGCAACAUCAUUCAUAAUUUUACUAAAAUAAAAUGCAUAAUUUCAUGAAACCCUGAAAGAUUUAUUGAAAAAAACAUACAUCAUGUUUUUAUAAAACCCCUAAAGAAUGCUUUAAAUUAUACAAAAACAACAUAAUUUUAAUACAAACCCUAAAUUAUUUAAUUAAUAAAGACAGAACAACAACAUUUAUAAUUGUACUAAAAUAACAUUUUAUUAAAACCCUAAACAAUAAUUUAAAUAAUAAAACAAUUGAAUUAAAUCCCUAAAAAAUUGUUAAAAUAAUAAAAACAAAGCAACAUCAUUUUCCUAAAAUAAAAUACAUUAUUUCAUUUAACCCCUAAAGUAUUAUUUAAAAAAACAUGCAUCAUGUGUUUUAUAAAACCCCUAAAGAAUGCUUUAAAUAAUACAAAAACAACAUAAUUUUAAUAAAACCCUAAAUUAUUUAAUUAAUGAAGACAAAGCAACAACAUAUAUAAUUUUACUAAAAUUCAACUUUAUUAAUUUAAAAUUAUUAAAAUAAUACAAAAAACAUAAUUGUAUUAAACCCCUAAUUAUUUGAAUAAAAAACAUAGCAACAUCAUACAUAAUUUUACUAAAAUAAAAUACAGUAUUUUAUUAAAUCCCUAAACAAUUUAAAAAAACAUGCAUCAUGUUUUAUAGAACCCCUAAAAAAUGCUUUAAAUAAUACAAAAACAUAAUUUUAAUGAACCCCUAAAUAAUUACUUAAAUAAAGACAGUGAUAAACACAAAUGAUUUACAAUUUUACAAAAAUAAAAUUGUAUUAAAACCCUAAAUUAUUUAAAUAAUAAAAACAAUUCAAUUAAACCACUACAUAAAUAAUUAAAUUAAAUAACUGAGCAACAUCAUUCACAAUUUUACUAAAAUAAAAUACAUAAUUUCAUGAAACUCUGAAAGAUUUAUUGAAAAAAAACAUACAUCAUGUUUUUAUAAAACCGCUAAAGAAUGCUUUAAAUUGUACAAAAACAACAUAAUUUUAAUACAAACCCUAAAUUAUUUAAUUAAUAAAGACAAAGCAACAACAUUUAUAAUUUUACUAAAAUAACAUUUUAUUAAAACCCUAAACAAUAAUUUAAACAAUAAAACAAUUUAAUUAAAUCCCUAAAAAAUUGUUAAAAUAAUAAAAACAAAGCAACAUCACUUUCCUAAAAUAAAAUACAUUAUUUCAUUUAACCCCUAAAGUAUUAUUUAAAAAAACAUGCAUCAUGUUUUUUAUAAAACUCCUAAAGAAUGCUUUAAAUAAUACAAAAACAACAUAAUUUUAAUAAAACCCUAAAUUAUUUAAUUAAUAAAGACAAAGCAACAACAUAUAUAAUUUUAAUAAAAUUCAAUUUUAUUAAUUUAAGAUUAUUAAAAUGAUUUAAAAAAAACAUAAUUGUAUUAAACCCCUAAUUAUUUGAAUAAAAAAACAUAGCAACAUCAUACAUAAUUUUACUAAAAUAAAAUACAGUAUUUUAUUAAACCCCUAAACAAUUUAAAAAAAACAUGCAUCAUGUUUUAUAGAACCCCUAAAAAAUACUUUAAAUAAUACAAAAAUUAUUUAAAUAAAAAGUGAUAAACACAAAAAAUGUAAAAUUUUACAAAAAGAAAAUUUUAUUAAAACCCUAAAUUAUUUAAAUAAUAAAAACAAUUCAAUUAAACCACUAAAUAAAUGAUUAAAUUAAAUAACUGAGCAACAUCAUUCAUAAUUUUACUAAAAUAAAAUACAUAAUUUCAUGAAACUCUGAAAGAUUUAUUGAAAAAAAACAUACAUCAUGUUUUUAUAAAACCCCUAAAAAAUGCUUUAAAUUAUACAAAAACAACAUAAUUUUAAUACAAACCCUAAAUUAUUUAAUUAAUAAAGACAAAGCAACAACAUUUAUAAUUUUACAAAAUAACAUUUUAUUAAAACCCUAAACAAUAAUUUAAAUAAUAAAAUGUUUUAAUUAAAUCCUUAAAAAAUUGUUAAAAUAAUAAAAACAAAGCAACAUCAUUUUCAUUUAACCCCUAAAGUAUUAUUUAUAAAAAACAUGCAUCAUGUUUUGUAUAAAACCCCUAAAGAAUGCUUUAAAUUAUACAUCACUUACUAAAUAAGUUUUCAUUCGACGCUCUUUUAAUCCGAUAUAGUAAUGUUGCGUGAGGCUGAGCCAAUCAGUGGCCACGAUGCUGAACAGUGCACUCUCUAUUCCGUAGUACUGAUUGUUUUUUUGGGGAGAUUUAGUCCUAUUUAGGAUUGAAAACGCCUCUGGUUUUCGGACCCAAAAAUUGUAAAAUAAGCUUUGAAAAGAAUAUUCCCUAAAAAAUCUGCAACGUUGAAGCGGAACGUGGCGAGGGACGUGGCGAGGGACGUGGCGAGGGACGUGGCGAGGGACGUGGCGAGGGACGUGGCGAGGGACGUGGCGAGGGACGACUGUACGGACUUUUUGUUGGACCGUGAGGAAACUGAAGGAUUUCUAAAUAAUGAAAGUCUACUGUGAUUGUUAACCACAGGAACUUGAAUGGUUGUGUUUUUAUAUUUCAAUUCAUAAGUUAUUGACUAAUAAAAGAAAUACAAAAUAA
Messenger RNA from Nerophis ophidion (straightnose pipefish), 6479 nucleotides. RefSeq names its product phosphatidylinositol glycan anchor biosynthesis, class S (gene pigs). The transcript has 12 exons. The record is from RefSeq and is a predicted model, not a curated record. Bases 102 to 1778 code for a protein of 558 amino acids. Gene Ontology annotation, biological process: attachment of GPI anchor to protein. Gene Ontology annotation, cellular component: GPI-anchor transamidase complex. NCBI's taxonomy places the organism in Eukaryota, Metazoa, Chordata, Actinopteri, Syngnathiformes, Syngnathidae.